This is a messenger RNA of Nezara viridula (southern green stink bug), 401 nucleotides long. Lineage: Eukaryota; Metazoa; Arthropoda; Insecta; Hemiptera; Pentatomidae. The record is from the annotation of a GenBank genome assembly.
CAAUUAUAGAUUCUCUGGUAAUUAAAAUCAAUGAGCUAGAAACUAAAUUAUGCAUGAUUCCCUCCAUCCUCAAUGUGACUGUCUCUGAAAAUCCUGAUAACACAAAUCAUCUUUCUCCUACAAAUCUAAUCACACAAAAUUCUGAAGAAAAUAAAACUGACAAUACAUAUCAACCACAACACAAUGAAAUCCACUUAACCCCAAAACAGACGGACAAACCAAAACACACUGAAUCUGGUAACUCUGGAGAAGAUCUGUACAAUAGUAUAUCCGGAACGAAUAAAAACUUAGAUCCUUUCCCCAACACAAAAUCCAUUCCAAAUCCUCUCAAACUCAAUUCUGAAUCUCCAGCUCCUCAACAACAACGAAAGAGAACAAAAGCUCUGAAACAACUCAAAUAA